Messenger RNA from Sorex fumeus (smoky shrew), 956 nucleotides. RefSeq names its product phosducin like 3 (gene PDCL3). The record is from RefSeq and is a predicted model, not a curated record. Gene Ontology annotation, biological process: positive regulation of gene expression; angiogenesis; protein folding. Gene Ontology annotation, cellular component: cytoplasm. The coding region runs from base 63 to 785 and encodes 240 amino acids. The transcript has 7 exons. NCBI's taxonomy places the organism in Eukaryota, Metazoa, Chordata, Mammalia, Eulipotyphla, Soricidae.
GGUGUGCGCGUGCGCGGUGUCGCGGGGCGGGGCGCGCGUGCCGGGCGCUGCGCGGUGCCAAGAUGCAGGACCCCGACGCGGACACGGAGUGGAACGACAUCCUGCGCAGGAAGGGCAUCCUGCCCCCCAGGGACGGCCCAGGGCGGCCCGAGGACGAGCACGAGGACGAGCAGCAGCAGCCGGCCCGGCAGCCGGUCGUAAAAACAUACGAAGAUAUGACUUUGGAAGAACUCGAAGACAAUGAAGAUGAAUUUAAUGAGGAGGAUGAACGUGCUAUUGAAAUGUAUAGGCAACAAAGACUGGCUGAGUGGAAAGCCACUAAACUAAAGAAUAAAUUUGGAGAAGUUCUGGAGAUCUCGGGGAAGGAUUAUGUUCAAGAAGUUACCGAAGCCGGUGAGGGCUUGUGGGUAAUCCUGCACCUUUACAAGCAAGGGAUCCCGCUCUGCGCCCUGAUCAACCAGCACCUCAGUGGACUCGCGCGCAAGUUUCCCCAUGUCAAAUUCAUCAAAGCCGUCUCCACGACCUGCAUCGCCAACUACCCGGACAGGAACCUGCCCACGGUGUUCGUCUACCUGGACGGGCACAUCAAGGCCCAGUUCAUCGGCCCGCUGGUGUUUGGUGGCAUGAGCCUGAGCAGGGACGAGCUGGAGUGGAAGUUGUCUGAGUCGGGAGCAAUCAAGACCGACCUGGAGGAGAACCCCAGGAAGCCCCUGGAGGACGCACUGCUGUCCUCUGUGCGGAGCUCGCUGCCCCAGAGGACGGGGAGCGAGUCGGAGGACGACUGAGGCUGCGGGGAGGCCGGCCGCGGGGGCACGGGUCCUGGGUUCUGUUUGCCUUUUAUAAUUAUGUUUCAGGUUCAUCACGCUCAGAAUUAAUCCCUGCAGGGAAUCCUAUUACAGUUUUUGGAACUUUUAAAAUUAUUAGCAUAUCUUAUUUAAUAAAAAGAUAAACCCCAA